This is a messenger RNA of Meloidogyne enterolobii, 1815 nucleotides long. The record is from the annotation of a GenBank genome assembly. NCBI's taxonomy places the organism in Eukaryota, Metazoa, Nematoda, Chromadorea, Rhabditida, Meloidogynidae.
AUGGUCUCAAUAUCUCCUGAGUUAAUUGAAGAUCAGGUAAAUGAAAUUUUGGCAAAACACAAAAAUGAAAUUCUGAGGCUACGCUACAACUUUGAAUUUGAGCCUAUUUUUGACGAACUUUGUGGACUUUUACCAAAUGCUAACCCGGAAGAUAUUCGCAAGGAACUUGAUAUGCGUAUUCUCCUACUCCUCGGUCUUAAUCAAGUUGUGACCAGAUUUCCUCCUGAGCCUAAUGGGAUUCUUCACAUUGGGCAUGCAAAAGCUAUAAAUAUUGAUUUUGGAACUGCAAAGGCUAAAGGCGGAAUUACUUAUUUACGUCUUGACGAUACAAAUCCUGAAGCUGAAGAUGAGCGUUAUGUAAAUGAAAUAAUUGAAAUGGUUAAAUGGCUUGGCUUUACUCCUUAUAAAAUUACACAUUCUUCUGACUAUUUUGAUCAAUUAUAUGAAUGGGCAUAUGUUCUAAUUAAUAAAGGUUUGGCGUAUGUUUGCCAUCAAGGAAUUGAAGAAAUGCGAGGCUUUGAUCCUCCACCAUCACCUUGGCGUGACAGACCUAUCGAAGAAUCUGUUAAACUUUUUGAAGCAAUGAAGAAUGGAGCUUUUAAUGAAGGAGAAGCAACUCUUAGAUUAAAAUUAACAAUGGAAGAUAGUAAACAAGAUCCGGUUGCCUUUCGUAUAAAAUUUUUGCCUCAUCAUCGAACUAAAGACAAAUGGUUAUUUUUUACAAAUAAAAUAUUUUUAUUUAAUUUUCUUGGCAGGUGUAUUUACCCAACUUAUGAUUAUACUCAUUGUUUAUGUGAUAGUAUAGAGAAAGUAACUCAUUCUCUUUGUACAAAAGAAUUCCAAACAAGAAGGAGUUCCUAUUAUUGGCUUUGUAAUUCUUUAGAUGUUUAUUGCCCAACUCAAUGGGAAUUUUCUCGUUUAAAUCUUUCUUAUACAGUUGUUUCCAAAAGAAAAUUGCUUAAAUUGAUUCAAAGUGGAGUUGUUAGUGAUUGGGACGAUCCUCGGCUUUUUACUCUUACCGCCCUUCGACGUCGCGGCAUCCCUCCAGAAGUUAUCAACAAAUUUGUUGAAAGUUUGGGUGUUACUGUUGCUCAAACUUUAAUUGAUCCAGUUAUGUUAGAUGCUUUUUGUCGUGAUUAUUUAAAUAUAACGGCUCCAAGGACAAUGGCUGUAUUAGAACCUUUAAAAAUAAAAAUUAAAAAUUAUGCUGAACUUGGAUUUCUUCCCGGACAUUCGUUGAAGGUUAAAUAUUUUCCGGCUGAUCCGAACUGUACUGACGAAUGGGAAAUUGCUUUUGACGAACAAAUAUUUAUUGAAAGAAUGGAUUUUAGAGAGGAGGCAGAAAAAAGCUAUCGGCGCCUUACCAUUGGACAGUCAGUUGGUUUGCGUCACAUUAAUUUAAUUAUUCGAGUCGAUAGUAUUGAAAAAGAUGCAACAAAUGGGGAAAUUAAACAAAUUAUUGUUAAUGGUGAAAUGGCAGCUAAUGCUUCUAAUAAACCAAAGGCAUUUAUUCAUUGGGUGGCUAGACCUGUUAAAUGUCAAGUUAGACUUUACGAGAAAUUAUUUUUACACAAAAAUCCAGAAGAUCCUGUUCAAGUUCCUGGUGGAUUCCUAACAGAUAUAAAUACAAAUUCUUUGACUGUUUUGACAGAAUCAUUAGUCGAUGCUAGUAUUGCAAAUAAUGCUAAACCUUAUGAUAGAUUUCAAUUUGAAAGGAAUGGUUUCUUUUGUGUUGAUGCAAAUGAUUUGGCUAAUGGAAAGCUUGUUUUCAAUAGAACAGUUUCUUUACGUGAAGAUGUUGGAAAGAAUGCAUGA